UUCCUCCUCCUCCUCCUUUCUGCCCGUUCAGCCUGUGUGUGGAGCUGUGACACGUAAACUUUGGCGGUCAUUGCCCACGCAUGACACCUCCACCUGGGGCAGGGAGAGCAGCGACAAGAGCUCCACUGUCCCAAAUUAAAAUCCAGCUUUUAGUAACGCCAUGGAGACAACAGACGCCAUAGCAGGGGCUUUUGUUGGCAGUGAUGGAGGAGAAAACGCGACAACAGAACUGGCAACAUCUAAAGCAGUUAAACCACAGACCAAAAGCAGGAUGAAGCAGAUCUUUGGGUUUAGUAAGGAGGACCUGAGCUCCUGGGAGAGCCUGGUGACCCUCCUGAACCGUCCCACUGACCCUGCAUCAUUGGGCAUCUUUCGCUGCUUGUUUGGUCUGCUGAUGGCAAUUGACGUCACACAGGAGCGGGGUCUCAGUCAUCUGGACUACAAGUAUCUGGAUGGAGCCCCUGUGUGUCGCUUUCCUCUCUUUAAUUUCUUGAAGCCGCUGCCGCUUGACUGGAUGUACGUGGUGUACCUGGUGAUGUUCCUUGGAGCUCUGGGCAUCAUGCUUGGUUGUUUCUACCGCCUCUCGUGUCUCAUGUUCAUCUCGACGUACUGGUACGUCUUCUUCCUGGACAAAACAACCUGGAACAACCACUCGUAUCUCUACGGCCUCAUUAGUUUUCAGCUCACAAUCAUGGACGGCAACAGAUAUUGGUCGAUAGAUGGACUGCGAAGGCCUUCUAUAAGAAAUGCUCACGUGCCUCUCUGGAAUUACACCCUGCUGAGGACACAGAUUUUUAUAGUGUACUUCAUCGCUGGAGUAAAAAAACUGGAUGCAGACUGGGUGGAGGGAUACUCCAUGUCGUAUCUGGCUCACCACUGGCUUUUUGAUCCUUUUAAACUAAUUCUUCCUGUGGAUUUAGUAAGUCUGCUGGUCAUACAUGGAGGAGGUCUUAUUCUGGAUCUGACUGCUGGCUAUCUGCUGUUUUUCGAUGCAACGCGGCCAUUUGCAUUUUUCUUUGUGUCGUACUUCCACUGCAUGAACUCUCAGCUUUUCAGCAUUGGGAUGUUCUCCUACACCAUGCUGUCCACCAGUUCCCUCUUCUGCUACCCAGAUUGGCCCAGAAGGUUCUUCGCCCGUUUCCCAUCUUUUCUCAGCGAAAUCCUGCCGUUUACAUCAUCAGAGCUUCAGCCCAGCACCUCCUGUGUUUACCCCAAGAGCACAGAACAGCAGGCAACACAGAACAUCGCCAAACCCCCAAAACUGAGACUUAAACACAAGCUGGCCGCUAUUUUUACUAUUCUUUAUAUAAUCGAGCAGUUCUUCAUGCCAUACUCCCACUUCAUCACAAAAGGUUAUAAUAACUGGACCAGUGGUUUGUAUGGCUACUCCUGGGACAUGAUGGUUCACUCUCGCAGCCAUCAGCACGUCAAGAUCACCUACAAAGAUGGGAAAACUGGUGAAGUCGGAUAUCUGAACCCAGGGGUGUUCACACACAGUCGUCGCUGGAAAGAUCAUGGAGACAUGCUGAAGCAGUAUGCUACGUGUCUCAGUGGCUUGCUGCCGACCUAUAAUAUCUCUGAUCCUGAAAUCUACUUUGAUAUCUGGGUAUCUAUUAAUGAACGCUUCCAGCAAAGAAUCUUUGACCCCCGUGUGGACAUUGUGAAGGCUGAUUGGUCGCCGUUCAAACCAAAUCCAUGGCUGAUGCCUCUGCUGGUGGACCUCUCUCCCUGGAGGACCAAGUUCCAGGAGAUCGAAGGCAGUUUGGACAACCAGACUGAGAUCGUCUUCAUUGCUGAUUUCCCAGGCCUCCACUUGGAAAACUUUUUGAAUGACGAUCUGGGCAACACCAGCAUCCACGUGUUACAGGGGCAAGUGAACGUUGAGAUUGUGGAGGAGAAAAAGAACUACACUCUGCAGCCUGGUGAGCAGACAAAGGUUCCUGCAGGGGCUUAUCAUAAGGUGUACACCACAUCUGACGUCCCUUCCUGCUACAUGUACGUGUAUGUCAACACUACAGAGGCGGCGCUGCAGCAGAACUUCACCAAGCUGCUGGAGCUGCAGGAGCGCAUUCGCAAUGGAACAGAAACGGAGCCUCUCCCUCUUGAGCUGCAGCCUCUCAUGGCUGCAGACGACGACGAGAAGGCAGAGGUCAACGCAACCGACCCCGUUGUGAAGCUCUUCCUGAAGAGGCAGCGUCGGCUGAAGGAGGUGAAGAAGCGCAGGGAGGCUGGUGUGACGGAGCGACUGGAACGCUUUACUGUUAAAAAGUACUACACAGUACGCAGGGGCUUCUUGAUGACGGCCAUCGCUGUUCGAAACUUGCUGUUUGGUCUUCCUCCUCUGGACCAGCUGAGAAGAGAAGUUGACUUCGCCAACAUGAAAGAACCCCAAACAGAAGACAACCAGGUUGAGCAGCUCAAAGAUGAAGUUGGUCACGGAGAACUUUAAAAGUAAACUUGCUGGUACAGAAGUAUCGGGAAAAAAAAACUAAAAGUAAAUGAACUCUGGGCGCUGAAACACACAUUCCAGUUGAUGUGUGUGACCAGUUGACUACUGGACUGUUACUGAAUGGGAUCCAAAGGAUCAAAACAUUCUUAAUUUUUUUUUUAUAUUUUAGGUCCUCUGAAAUGCUUAACGUUUCAGAUUCAGAAUCCUGUAUGUUCAUGAUUGUGUUCUGUCAUGAGUGAUGACGUCACAACUUGGGGGCAUUAUAUAAUCUGAAGGAAGAUUUUCUAUUUAGCACGUUGAGCUAUUAAUGUUUUUAGAAUGACGUGAAAGCAGGCGACUGAAUGGGUUUUGUUUCUUGACGGGAUAGUUCAGAUUAUUUGAAGUGGGGUU
This is a messenger RNA of Nematolebias whitei (Rio pearlfish), 2839 nucleotides long. RefSeq names its product gamma-glutamyl carboxylase (gene ggcx). Gene Ontology annotation, molecular function: vitamin binding; gamma-glutamyl carboxylase activity. Bases 161 to 2449 code for a protein of 762 amino acids. The transcript has 15 exons. Gene Ontology annotation, biological process: peptidyl-glutamic acid carboxylation. The record is from RefSeq and is a predicted model, not a curated record. Lineage: Eukaryota; Metazoa; Chordata; Actinopteri; Cyprinodontiformes; Rivulidae.